Molecule: messenger RNA, 2437 nt
Organism: Triplophysa dalaica
Lineage: Eukaryota; Metazoa; Chordata; Actinopteri; Cypriniformes; Nemacheilidae
Product: kinase non-catalytic C-lobe domain-containing protein 1-like
Exons: 5
Biological process (GO): small GTPase-mediated signal transduction
Molecular function (GO): guanyl-nucleotide exchange factor activity
Source: RefSeq, a predicted model, not a curated record
GUGUGUGUCAGUGAACGCAGAUCCUCUUCAGACUCUCAUCACAUACACGGACUGGGUCUCCAACUGGGUUUCUGAACUGGUCAUCUGUGACUCUGUCAAGGCUCAGACUGCUUUGCUCGCUCGAUUUCUUGCGGUUGGAAAGUUUUGCUAUGAGAUGAGAAACUUCGCCACAGCCGUGCAGAUUUUGUCAGGUCUGGAGAAUGUGAUUGUGAGACAAUUACCGGCCUGGAAGUGUCCUCCCUCUGAAGGUGUGUGCGCUUCUGAGGAGCUCAAGGCUGUGCAGGUGUUUCUGAAGAGUGAUAAUCUGUGUCUGAUGGAGGGAUGGCAGGCGAGAGCUCCACCCACUUUACCUGCGCCUCAUAUCCUGGCCAUGCACCUGCAGCAGCUGGAGAUCGGCUCAUUCACCACCACCAGCGGAUCACUCAAAUGGAUCAAACUGAGGAACAUUGCACGUGUGGUGAGUCAAGUUCAUGCGUUCCAAGAGAAUCUGUACUCUUACACUCCAGACCUCGAGCUGCAGUCGUACCUGCGUGGACGCAUCGCUCGUCUCGGUGAAUGUGACAUCUCUCUCCUCGCCUCAGACAAUAAUGUCAACUUUAACCAGAUGGCCAGCGAUCGGCACGGCCGCAGGAUCCAGGACACGCUGCGCCGGGUGAAAGCAUCAUUUCAGUGAGUGUCUGGAGGUGUCGUCUGAACCCUGAUGUGAGAGGAACUCUGAGAAGUCAUUCAUCUUUCUCUCUUUAAACUCUCAUGAGGACAACGUGACCUCCAGCGGUCUCAGGGUUUGUGAUCAAUUACUUUUAUGAAGUUUCUCACAGGUAAACGGCCAAAUAAAACAGUCUGAGUAUAUUUAGAUGAUAUUUAUUGAUCAUUUAAGUUAGUUUGAGAGAAUUAAUUAUGUUAUUAGAUCUAAAGGUUAUAUGGGAAUGUGAAAUAUUGCGCUAAGCUUUUCAGAGUGAAGAAUAAACUGUCAUGCUUUAAAAAAUCAAUUGUUAAGUAGAUUUAAGCCGUCACCUCACUGUCACACAUUUGCAUAAAGUUAAAUUGUUGUUAAAAUCACUGAAUCCAUCAGAACAUUUUGGCAGUUUUCACACUUUUCUUGUUUAAAAGAUUAAGUAACGUUUGACAGAGAAUUUGGUUUAUGCUUGAUAUGAUUUUUACUAAAGUCUUCUGUAACUCGUGUAGUUUCAUUGAUUCAGUCAUAAUAAAUAUUUGUGACAUGAACUUGUUUCAUCAGGGCUUUAUUAGGACAGCUGACAAAACAUUUCACUCAUUUGCAGGAUUACAGUUUUUCUCGAUUGCUAACACACAAUUUACCAUUUUCUGACAACUAUAAACAAAUUCUCAGAACAACAAACCAAGUUGUACAAACCCCACACAAACACCCUCACUUCACAAAGGUUUGAUCAUAUUCUCAUUCAGAAAACACAAACAUACAAUAUAUUGAACUAAAGUGUCAAGAUGUAAACUCAAAUGACACACAUAUCAGAAUGUCCGGAUCAUAUCAAGCGGACCUCAUCCUAGAAUCAUCUACAGGGCUUUAUACUACAGUAUCAUCACAACAGACACUUUAUAUCAGAGACAUUUCACUAUUCUGUGUCCAGUAAACUGGAUAGCAUGUGUACACCCUCAAAUCUGUGAUUGUCAAAUUUAUUUGUAACAUAUUUUUUACUUGUUCUGUAUUUUGGCGGAACUCAGAGACGACUACUUACCAAAAAUAAUUUGUCAGAAGACCAAGAAAUUGUAAUAGUAUCCUGUAUCGUUGGGCCAAAGGUGCAGAGGACGCCAUGUUUAUUUAUAUAUUUAUGCAAAUGUAUUCUGUAUUGUGUUGCAUACCCAGUUUAUAUAUAUAUAUAUAUAUUUUUUUUUACUUUUCAUGUCUUGUUUAUUUCAUCUACUUUCAUCUAAGAUUCCCUACCGUAACAGAGUGCAAUUGUUAAUUUUUUUCUAAAGCUCAUUGUUGCAUUUUGCUCUUUCUGCACCUUUUUAUGAUCGUAAUAGACACUAAGCUGUCAAACUACUAUUUUCUUGAAUCCCAAUAAGAGUUUUUAUCAACAGUGUCUUGAAAUGAUGUCACCAGUGUCUGAGACUGCUGUAGUGUGUGUGUUUCUGAGGGCUUGUGUGUCAUGUUUGGGGGGAAGUUUUUUUCUCAGCAUGUUUAAAUGGUUUUGAGAAGAGAGCUUCAUCUUGACCCAAAAAUAGGAUGUUAAGGGAAUUGGGUGAGAUAUUAUGGAUUUGUGUUUAGAGUUUCGAGAAAAGGAGCCAUAAUUUCAAGAAAUGUGUUUAGAAAUCGAGAAAAACAAGAAUGAAUUGCAUGUAGUCCAUUGAAUAGAUGUACGUGUUGUGUAAAGCUGGUGCACAAUGAGAUUUUUUUCAUGAAUGGAGCAGAAUAAAGUCUGUAUUUGACACAGUUUACAUAUCAAACUUUGUUGACUAU